Messenger RNA from Etheostoma spectabile (orangethroat darter), 1990 nucleotides. It is a transcript of the gene exoc3, whose product is annotated as exocyst complex component 3. NCBI's taxonomy places the organism in Eukaryota, Metazoa, Chordata, Actinopteri, Perciformes, Percidae. Gene Ontology annotation, biological process: exocyst localization; exocytosis. The record is from RefSeq and is a predicted model, not a curated record. The transcript has 12 exons. Gene Ontology annotation, molecular function: SNARE binding. Gene Ontology annotation, cellular component: exocyst. Bases 296 to 1939 code for a protein of 547 amino acids.
UCCGCCGGUAGUGAUCAUCCAAAACCUGAAGGUGGCAGUAAUGCAACAUCGUGAAGGCCAACUGCCGUAAAACCUCGAAGAAGAAUAGCCGUGGGGUGAGGGUGCUGCCUGGGCGGAGCUCUCACGAGGAAGAGGAACACAACAACAUAACUUUGCUAGCUAGUCAGAAAUAUCAAAGUAAUAAUCGUAGAAAUGCAUUUCAUCCUCCCUUACGUGUAGACCCUAGGUGCCUGAGCUCGAGUGUUUACAUGAAGCCUUUGGAUAAGACCGGUACUAUAUACUACUGAGCGACGCUAUGGAGGAGACGAGUCGGGAGGCGGUUGCCACGGCGGUGCAGCGGGUGGCAGGGAUGCUGCAGCGAUCGGACCAGCUGGACAAAGUGGAGCAGUACAGAAGAAGAGAGGCUCGGAAAAAGGCCUCUGUGGAAGCCAGGCUGAAGGCAGCCAUCCAGUCCCAGCUGGAUGGCGUUCGCACCGGACUGACCCAGCUGCACAGUGCUCUGCUGGAUGUCAAAGACAUCCAGGGCUCACUGGCUGAUGUGAGUAAAGACUGGAGGCAGAGCAUCAACACCAUAGAGAACCUGAAGGACGUCAAGGAUGCUGUAGUUCAACACAGUCAGCUGGCCUCAGCUGUGGAAAACCUUAAAAACAUUUUCUCUGUACCAGAGAUUGUGGCAGACACGCAGCAGCUGAUAGAGCAGGGAGAGCUGCUGCAGGCCCACAGGAAGCUGAUGGAGCUGGAGUGUUCACGGGAUGACCUCAUGUAUGAACAGUACCGUAUGGACAGCAAGAACACCAGCGACAUGAACCUCAUCUCCAUCUACUUUGAAGAUGUUCAGGGGUUGUCAGAUGAACUGGCCAAGCAAUUAUGGAUGAUACUGCAGAGGUCCAUGUUGACAGUUCGCCGUGACCCGACUAUGUUGGUGUCAUCGGUUCGCAUCAUUGAGCGGGAGGAGAAGAUUGAUCGACGGAUGGUCGACCGUAAGAAGCAGACGGGCUUCAUCCCGCCUGGACGCCCCAAACGGUGGAAGGACAAGAUGUUUCAGGUGUUGGAGGGUACAGUCGGCACCCGCAUUGAGGGCACCCAGGCAGUGACAAAAGAGGCUGAUAAAAUGUGGCUGGUUCGUCUUUUAGAAAUAACCAGGAAAUAUGUUCUGGAUGACCUCAUCGUUGUCAAGAACCUCAUGGUGCAGUGCUUCCCCCAGCACUACAACACUUUCAACAGGUUUUUUGGCCUCUACCACAAUGCUGUGUCCUCUCGUGUCAAAGAACUGGCCUCUGAGGAUUUAGAGGCUAAUGAGAUCGUAUCCCUGCUAACCUGGGUCCUCAAUACAUAUAAGAGUGCGGAGAUGAUGGGCCACCCAGAGCUGUUUUCAGAGUGUGACAUCAACCAGCUGGAGCCUUUGCUGCCCCAAGAUGUGGUGGAUGACCUGCUCAGCAAAUAUGUCAAGACUUUCACAUCUAAUAUAACAGGCUGGCUGAGGAAAGCCCUGGAAACGGACAAGAAGGACUGGCAGAAAGAAACAGAGCCUGAAGCGGACCAAGAUGGAUACUACCAGACCACACUGCCUGCCAUAGUCUUUCAGUGUUUGAGCAGAAUCUGCAAGUUGGGCCAGAUUGAAAACUUUUUCAAAAGCAAGUCUGAAGCUCUCCUAAAAAAGAUGCCAUUUUCCCUUUCAGGUACAGGAGGGGCGGGGGCCCUACAAAGGGACACUGAGAGACAACAGAGCCUGGGGGAGGAACACAUCCAGGCGUUGCUGGCGGUGCGUGGCGACGCCAGCAGGGAAAUGCGCCAGAUGAUCAUAGGGACACUCAGCGAAAACAAAGUGUCCUACUCUGGUGUUACACAGCCCAUCUUCAAAGACAUCACCGUGCCCACCAUGACCAUGACGACCAUGACGACCAUGACCUCCAUGGCGACUGCAAAGCUGCUCAAAUAAAGCCAACAACCCUAACACUAUUUUCACCUUCAGCACCUUCAGGCACGAUAA